CCCUGAGGGUUAUAAGAGUAAGAGAGAGAAGAGGACCAUACAUGUUCCUGUGUGCACCGCUUCAGCUGGUCAGCAGCUCAGUUCUCCUCCAGAUCUAACUGUUGAAUCUCUGUCUGAAACUACACAUUGGUUUGGAUUCAUCUGCAGGUUUGAAGCCAUCUCCUCAUCAUGUCAGACUGCAGCAGAACUGUGGACGAUGUGAGGACCUUCCUCCAGUCCUCCAAAGGCUUUGAUCCACAGCAGAUGAUGAGGUUCUAUGACAGCUGGGCAGAGACAUAUGAACAGGAUCACAACCUGAUGAGCUACAGAGCACCACACCUAGCAGUAGACUUCCUGUCUAAAAACUUCUCUGGGAGUCCUGCAGAAGCUCAGGUUUUGGACGUUACCUGUGGGUCUGGAUGGGUCGCUAAACUGAUGGUUAAACUGGGCUUCAGGCACUUUGUUGGAGUGGACGGCAGUAAAGGCAUGCUGGAACAAGCUGCAAAGACUGGCCUCUAUCAGGACCUCAAACUGGCCCUACUGGGACCAGAACCACUGCCUGCACCGACUGGUGUGUUUGAUGUUGUUAUCAUUGUCGGUGGUUUACGCGCUGAAUUUGCGCCGGUCAGCGUUGUCAGGGAGCUCUGCCAAGCUGCCAAACUGGGAGGUUACAUCUGCAUGUCGAGAGUGGACCCAAAGUCAGAGUCUGGAAACAACUACAAGGUGUCUUUGGAGAAAGAGCUGCAGCUGAUGGAGGAGGAGGGACUGUGGACUCAUGUGGACACCAAAGAGAUGGACAAAUACAUGAUGACUGUUCAUAAUAAUCACAAUAAUAAUAAUAAGAAUGAACAAUACUUUGAUGGGACCAUGUACCUCUACAGGAAGUCACUUAAUUAGUCCCUCUACACCUGAAUACAUUCCUUCAUUGUCCAAUCUGUGUUUUUUAAGCCAGUGGCGACCCCAGAAUUUUUUCAUAGGGGUGGCCAGACAAUGGCAAGUGAUUAUUAUUACCAUGUUAUGCCAUUGUUUUUGUUUAUCUACCCAAUGCUAAUAUUAAAAGUCAUACUGUCAUAAAUAAACAAGU
Epinephelus lanceolatus (giant grouper) is the source of this 1063-nucleotide messenger RNA. The record is from RefSeq and is a predicted model, not a curated record. NCBI's taxonomy places the organism in Eukaryota, Metazoa, Chordata, Actinopteri, Perciformes, Serranidae.